Molecule: messenger RNA, 245 nt
Organism: Suillus clintonianus
Lineage: Eukaryota; Fungi; Basidiomycota; Agaricomycetes; Boletales; Suillaceae
Product: ATPase, F0 complex, subunit J
Exons: 3
Coding region: 33-221 (62 amino acids)
Biological process (GO): proton motive force-driven ATP synthesis
Molecular function (GO): proton transmembrane transporter activity
Source: RefSeq, a predicted model, not a curated record
UACUUGAAAUAACCUCGAGCUAGAUCACACUCAUGGCAUUUCUCGGUCUUCGCAAGUGGUCCACUCCUGUGUUGAGGCCCAUGGCGCCCUUCCUUGCAGCAAGCGUAGUCACUUUUUACCUCGUCUCCAAGAUGCAGGAGAUGGGUGUUCGUGCGGAGACGUACGCUAAGGAUCCUAAAAACCCAUACGGUGCUCAGAUUGCAAAGGAGGCACAUCAUUAGCAGGCAGUUUGACUAGCUACAGGG